AUGCACCUUGGUGCCUCCUUGUCUGAUUCCAUGGCAGUGCUCUAUCCUCCACCCAUUCCUGACACCCAGCACCGGAUACCCUGGGGGCAGCACCUGCCACCUGCCAUCACCCCAGCAUUCCCUCCUGGCAGCAGCCAGCUGCUGCCAGCUUUCCCCACGAUGCCUUUGGUGGCUAAUGGUGGCUGUGGACCCAGUGCCCCUGGGGCUUGCAACCUCACUGUGCAAGUCAGGUCACAAGGGAGGCCAGUGGAGGCGCCCCAGACUCAGACCUUUAUCAUAACUCAGGGCCCCCUCACCUGGAGCGCUCCAGGGGCCCUCAGCGGGACUACUGCAUGUCCUCCACCAGUAUUCUUAGCAUCCCCUGCGAUGGAGACCAUUGUGACUGCUCCAGCUGUUGGAGUUACUCAGGCUGGCAAGGGAGGCUGGACCCCAGGCUUUCCCCCUCAAGCUCCACCACCAGCUGCCCAGCUGGUCCCCAUCAUUCGCCCAGUGAACUCUGGGCCUUGGCCACUUGGCACUUCCAGGGAGUGUAGCCUGGCCACCAACCAGCCCUACGCCUCGCAGGGUGACUGCUCUAACCCCCAGAGCGUGUACAGUAACUUCCGACGUUGGCAGCGCCUCAAGCCACUGGCCUGGAGACACCUUCCCCAGAGUCCUGAUGCAGAAGCUCUGUCCUGCUUUCUCAUCCCAGUGCUUCGAUCCGUGGCCCGCCUGAAGCCCACCAUGACGCUGGAGUGGGGACUGUGCAGGGCCGUGCAGGAAUGGCAGCGCAUAAGCAACGUUGACCGGAUGAUCUACUACAAGAUAGCGGAAAAGUUCAUGGAAUUUGAGGCCAAGGAGGAGAUGCAGAUUCAGAAGUUGUAGUGGAUGCAGUGUGCGCAGGACCUGCCUCCUCCAGCCCCACCGAAGCUGGAUCCUCGGGGGCCCCCAGCCCCGAAACCACACAGCUCCCAGCAGCCCCCGGAGCCCAAGGCACCCAAGGAGAUUCCCCCCGAGGCUGUGAGGGAGUAUAUGGACAUCAUGGAUGCACUGGUGGGGCCCGUCCACUCAGCCACAGGCGAGUCAGAUGCGGAAGGUGGAGAGGACGGAAAUGAGCUGAAGCAGGAAGAGGACGGCAUCUACUCGGACCCGGGCCUCUUGAGCUACAUUGACAAGCUGUGUUCCCAGGAGGACUUUGUCACCAAGGUGGAGGCAGUCAUUCACCCUCGAUUCCUGGCAGAAUUGCUUUCCCCAGAUGCACAGCUGGACUUGGCCCUAGCGGAGGAGCUGGAGCAGGAGGCAGGGCUCACGCCGGAAGAACUGGUGCAGAAACGACUCCUGGCCUUGAAAGAGGACGAGGGUGUGGGGGCAGCCCCGAGUCACGGUGCACCCGGAAUGCGCUCAAGUCCUUCUGAGCCCGACGCCGGCCAAGGUGCCCAGAGGCACGACCAAGACCCCCAUCCAGGGGUCAGUGAUGAAGCCUGCCCACCAGAGAUCGAUUCUGAGGCUCCUCAUAGGCUCAUCCAAACAGACACUGGCCUGUGCAGGCCCAAAGCCUUUGUUCCCUCUCGAGGACGUCAGGAGGUCUCUCCAUUCCGGGCCGGACCGCCCUCCCCUCCCCAGGGUCAAAGGAGCACUGCCCCUCUACGGGGACCCAGGGACGCGUCUGUUCUCAGAGAGGCCUCUCCUGUUCGGGAGGCCCGAGGGCCCAGGGACGGGUCCGGUGAGGACGAGGAGGAGCUCCCCAGCCUGGCCUUCCUGUUCGGCUCUCUGCAGAGCCUGCUGCCUGGCUGGGUGUCCCAGAGUCCUGCCCAUGCCUCAGGCCUGGCCUCCCCUGGAGGUUGGACGGCCCGGAGUGCUCCCCACGCUCCCUCCCGUCAGAGAAGAGGCCUCAGCCCAGCUCCACCAGCCGCUCCCAAGUCGAGGAAGCGGGCUCUGUGUGGACGCCCAGCCAGUGCUGAGAAGCUGCCCAUCCCUGGGGCUGGCCUCGGGGUGUCUGGGAGGCCAGCCUUGGCUCUGGGGCCGGCUCGCCCCUCACAGCCGAGAAAGAGAAAGCGUGACCCGUGUGUCACAGAGAAGACUAGGAAGAGGAGAAGAAACACUGCAGGCAGUAGGGAACAGCUGGGCCGGCCCUCCAGGGCGAGGCCCCAGGGCGACCCCCUGGGGAGCCUAGGGGCUUCUCGUCAUCCCAGUGCUGACCCUGGAUGA
Globicephala melas (long-finned pilot whale) is the source of this 2187-nucleotide messenger RNA. Lineage: Eukaryota; Metazoa; Chordata; Mammalia; Artiodactyla; Delphinidae. The record is from RefSeq and is a predicted model, not a curated record.